Molecule: messenger RNA, 597 nt
Organism: Peronospora matthiolae
Lineage: Eukaryota; Oomycota; Peronosporomycetes; Peronosporales; Peronosporaceae
Source: the annotation of a GenBank genome assembly
AUGCCAAGUGCCGCUCAAUCUUCGCUUGCUCUAGUCGCCACUGCAGUAGCUAUCGCAGCUUCUUCUUCGAUCCGCCUCGACCCGAAUAGCUGCAAUGCUCGACUGCGUCAUGAUGAGCCAACGCCGUUUGAAGCGCCUGCUCACAUGAACGACGUGUACGCGAUGUUGUUGACCCACGUCAAUGAAGAGCGAGCUGCCCACGGCCUUGCGCCGCUUUGCGCCAGCUCCAAACUGCACCACGCAGCUCAACGUCAGUCGGAAGAUAUGGCAGCCAACGACUUUCUUCACCACGUCGGAACCGACGGAUCAACAGUCCCCAGUCGCAUUGCAGACGCGGAUUACAAGUGGAAAACCAUUGCGGAGAACGUCGCAGGCGGGCACGACGAUGCACGAUCGGUCAUGGGGAACCUCAUGGACUCGACAGGGCAUCGCCUGAACAUCCUUGGGGACUACACGCAUUUCGGCGCAGGCUACACCUACAACCCGGAUGGUCUCCACGCGCAUUACUGGGCACAGGAGUUUGCAACGAGCGAGAGUGAGAGCUGCGAUGAGCCUCGACGAUACCAAGCCGACAGCUUCAUGUCUAGCUACUUCUAA